Penicillium cataractarum is the source of this 1056-nucleotide messenger RNA. RefSeq lists its product as uncharacterized. Bases 1 to 1056 code for a protein of 351 amino acids. The transcript has a single exon. Lineage: Eukaryota; Fungi; Ascomycota; Eurotiomycetes; Eurotiales; Aspergillaceae. The record is from RefSeq and is a predicted model, not a curated record.
AUGCCUGUAGAAGACUACGGUGUUUGGAAGGCGUUACCCGUUCAUUACGAGGUUGAGGACCGUUACGAAGACCCAAAGUCUCCACAUCUAUCUCUAUAUUACCACGAUAAUUAUGGAACGGAGCCCCAAUUCGACGUCAGAUAUCGUCAGAAACACAUACACAAACCAUCCAAGAGGAAAAGUCCGCAGGACAUUCCUGGGCUAUUUCGUGCUGCAAUCAACAUCAAGUCUACUGACCGGGACUCGCGACUUGCCUAUUGGGUGAAUUAUACUCUCGGUGACCAUCCAAUUGUUCAAAAUCUAGCAAACUUGGAUUUCGGCUUCCAUGAUAUCCAUAAGGUUAAAGACAGCUGCUUGGACUAUAUUCGGUCUGACCUAUUUGAUACCAAAAAAGGUCGUCUUCUUCCCCAUGACAUCGACGGCCCAAACAAUGAUAUGAUUGACGUCUUGGUGCCUGAAAUAAAGAAGUCGAUCGACGAACAAGCGGAGAUAUACAUUUUUGGUUCCCGUUUCAACUCGAGAGAUGGAAUUCACGAUGUACACAUGAACCAAGGCAACAUAGAGAAAUUCCGUCGCGAUGAUGGAACCUUUCAAGACGGAGGUCUUCUCAUCCAUUACAAGGAAACUGGUCAGUGGACCGGGGUUUUUCUUGCGUUUGCAUCACAAGCAAUACACACAGAUGAUAAGGAUGGUCAUGCUAUAUCGUGUUUGACUUGGGGGAAAUUCCUUCCCACAGAAUUUGUUGAGAAUUCAGUGGCUAUCAAGGAAGCAGUUGUGAAAAAACAAAAAUCAGUCACGCUUACGAACCUGACCAACCGCCGAGUAUCUUUGGCAUCGUGGAAACUCCAUAACUCAGCCGGUCAAGCCCAAGAACUUCCUGCUAGCGCAGUUUUGAACCCCAUGUCCUCUGGAGGCUUUGAAGUGUCGAACCUCCAUUUUUCGAACAACGGUGACAUUAUUACUCUCGUUAACGAAGAAGGCCUGAAGGUGGAUGGAGUGAGUUAUAACUCUCAGCAAGGAAAUAUGGAAGGCCGGCCAAUCGUUUUUGCGCACUAG